GAGCCAUCUAUUGAGAUACAUUCGUACAUUUACUUCAAUUUGAAAGACUCUGUCAGCUGUUUUGUAUCGACACAUUUUGCUCUUGUUUUCUAAUCGUGAUUUUUGUUUGGCUUUUGAUCGUAAAAAUGUCUGAAUCAAAUGAUAUGAAUAAAUUGUCUAUUCAUGAAGACAAAUCUCAGGAAACUCUUCAACAAGAGGAGCGUGAAAAAAUGCAAGUUUUGGUAUCAAAUUUUAGUGAAGAGCAACUGAAUCGAUAUGAAAUGUUCCGCAGAGCAUCUUUCCCAAAAGCAUCUGUAAAAAGAUUGAUGCAGUCCAUUACUGGAUGUUCAGUAUCCCAAAACGUUGUAAUUGCUAUUUCUGGUGUUGCUAAAGUUUUUGCGGGUGAAGUUGUUGAAGAAGCCUUGGACGUGAUGGAAAAGCUGGGAGAAAGUGGACCAGUAAAGCCCAAACAUCUUCGUGAAGCUGUUAGACGAUUGAGAAGUAAAGGGAUAGUCCAAGGUGGUCGAUUAGCUAAUAAAAGGCCUUACUUUUUCAGAUGAUCAUUUUAACAAUUGUAAACUAAAUUCCAUUUUCGUGUCAAUGCAACUUAACUGAUCGACCUGACUCUGUACUUAUAAAUUGACCAGCAUUCAUCUCAAUAUAAAUGUGAUUCUACUCUUAUA
Messenger RNA from Tetranychus urticae (two-spotted spider mite), 662 nucleotides. Its product is annotated as transcription initiation factor TFIID subunit 11. The record is from RefSeq and is a predicted model, not a curated record. Gene Ontology annotation, cellular component: transcription factor TFIID complex; nucleus. Gene Ontology annotation, biological process: transcription initiation at RNA polymerase II promoter; RNA polymerase II preinitiation complex assembly. Gene Ontology annotation, molecular function: RNA polymerase II general transcription initiation factor activity; protein heterodimerization activity. Lineage: Eukaryota; Metazoa; Arthropoda; Arachnida; Trombidiformes; Tetranychidae.